Messenger RNA from Fraxinus pennsylvanica, 507 nucleotides. NCBI's taxonomy places the organism in Eukaryota, Viridiplantae, Streptophyta, Magnoliopsida, Lamiales, Oleaceae. The record is from the annotation of a GenBank genome assembly.
AUGCCUUUUGUCAUUCUUUCUUGUUAUCUUAACUGUGAACUCCUGAUAUUUCCAGAGCCUCUUGAUAUCCUAGAAGGUUGGGUCCUUAAAUUAUUCGGUGGCGUCAAGAAAGGCUCUUUGAUUAAGCCAGAUACAUGUUUAGAUGGUCCUAUUUGGAAAACUGGCAAAAUCUAUAAAUUAGAGGCAGAUAAAGAUGUUCAUUCACUUAAUUUGUCAUGGACAUUACCUUCCCUACAAGAAUAUUAUCCAACGAAGGCUGAAGAGUACUUUUCUCAUCUCCUUGGACAUGAGGGUAAAGGGGGCCUGUUUUUUCUAUUAAAAGCUAGAGGCCGGGCAUCUUCCUUUGUUGCUAGUGUUGCUAAAGACGGCAUGUAUUGCUCUUCAAUUGCUUAUAUUUUUCAAAUAGACAUACGCCUCACAGACUCUGGCUUGGAGAAGCCUCAAUUUUGUCUGGAAUCGGCUGAGCUUGUUGGAGCAGUCCGGUCUCCAAAAGUCUCAAAAACAUAA